Molecule: messenger RNA, 2356 nt
Organism: Melozone crissalis (California towhee)
Lineage: Eukaryota; Metazoa; Chordata; Aves; Passeriformes; Passerellidae
Gene: FAM124A
Product: family with sequence similarity 124 member A
Exons: 4
Coding region: 1-1629 (542 amino acids)
Source: RefSeq, a predicted model, not a curated record
AUGGAGAAGCAGCCCGGCGGCGAGGAGGAGUGCGCGGACUCGGGAGCGGAGACGGGCGGGUCUGAGUACAGCCGAAUGUCCUCUACUAGCAGUGAACUUUCUGUGGAAGGCAUACAAGACCCAUUCCUUGUUAGUGUCCAUAUUAUCACAGACCCAGGUGAAUCCAGGACUCUUCAGCAGGCCAUUGAUAAGCUUCUAGCCUGGAUCCACCCAGACCUGCAGCUGUUUCGGGUCUCAGAAAGGCGGGUGCCCAGGAAGCGCAGGAAGCCGCUCAAGGCCGGCGUUUCUCAGCCAGCCCUCUCUGUCAUCCUGUUCCUGCAGGAGGAGUACGGGGAAGAGCCCAUCUUGCAGCUCCAUGAGACUUUUCAGCGGCCACCUUGGCAUUACCACCACACAGAGCUAAUGCAUGGGAAGUUCCUCCCUUACAUGCCUUGCAGCCAAGACUUUUACACUCUGGCUCCAGAGACUCCUCUGUGGGCCAUCCGCCCCGUGCACUACGGGAAGGAAAUGAUCCGCUUCACCAUAUACUGCAGGAAUGAGAACUUUGUGGACAUUUUGAAAUUGUAUGAGUUAAUACUGAAAAGACCAAUGUGUCAGAAAAAAGCAGACUUCUGUGUUUUUCCUGUCUAUUCUAACUUGGAAAUAGACAUUCAGUUUUCUUUAAAAAAACUCCCAAAGGGGCAGGUUCCAGUGAGGACAGAGUCAGCCGUGCUGGAGUUCAGAGUGAGAGAUGUGGGGCAGCUUGUGCCUCUCUUGCCCAACCCUUGCAGCCCCAUCAGCGAAGGCAGGUGGCAGACAGAAGACCACGAUGGAAAUAGGAUCCUCUUGCAGCAAGCACACAGUUGGAGUAGGAAAUCUGCAAAGCAGAACAAGCAACUAUAUCCAUCUGUGUCUACAGAUUCCCACUUCACCACUCUGCCAGCCUUCCUUCCUCAGAGCCACCGAUCUGUCUCUGAACUGCCACAACAAAUGGGUCCAAAAAGGGUACAUCUCACAAAUGGCCUUGGUCAUUAUCUUGGUUUCUCCCAGGAGGACUUGAGACACAGCCAUCUAGGAGACUUCACACGCAGACCCAGGAGUGCCUCCAGCAUUUCUUGGUCAUUUCAACGAAGCAAGUCUCUGUUCUGCUUGCCCACAGUGAACUCCUCUUCAGCAUCAGAGACAUUUCAUUUCAGUGAACCAUUUCAGUUUUUAAACACUGGGUCACCUGCAACCAGGUUAAAAACGUGGAAAUGCAGCCCCAAGCUUAACAUUGAUGACUUAGAGCAUGCCCAAGAGACUGAUGUGGACACAGGGAUGAAGCUGUCCUUCUCAGACCUGUCUGUGGUUUCUGCAUACUCUGCCCUUAAUGGAUUUUGCAGUGAGUUGGAAGACUCUCUUCCAUCACAGAAACAAACUGUCAGUAGGGCUAAACAGGCAGGCACCAGGGGAAGGCCUGCAUCAGCCAUGUGCAAUACUUUUGAUUCAGUUGGUGGUUCACUGCCUUCUCUUUCAGAAUGGUCUUCCAGCUCUUUCAUGUCAGCAUCUCUCUCCAAGCAACACAAACAGCCCUUGAGAGUAGCUCCCAGUUCUCUGGAUGAUCAUGUUUGCCCAGCUUCACCAGUUAAUGAAGAAGAAUUUUACAUCUGAGGCUUCUCUAACUUACACCUUCCAGAGGAAAAGGGAAUGACUUGUGAUUGACAGCACUGGGUCCACCCUGAGCUUAUAGGUUACUUGCUGAGGAGAAGGUGAUGCAGAAGUUUUGUUAAAUAUGUGAAGAAAGUACUCAGAACCCUCUGAGAUUGGCAUUCCCAAACCGGGUACAGUAAAGUAGUCUGAGAUUGCACCCUGUGUCUCUGUACUGGAGGAUAUGAUCAGCACAGAGGCUUUUGCAUAGCAGCGCAAGGUGGAUGUUUCUCACCAGCCCUUGGACUGAUGGUGAAGGAAAUGCCAGAAGAGGCACACAGUAUUCCAUUUUAAUUUGGCAGACAAUGAAGACUAAUAUGUGAAAACAAACUACUUUAACUUUUCUGAGAAAUUCCCUUAACUCAGGAAAGGUGGGAAAAGAAAGGGGUCUUAUUUCCCAUUCACAGGUUCCAAAGGCAGUUCUAAGCACAACAGGUCCCAGCAGCACAGCUCCAGUAGGGUCAGGCAAGAUGUUUCUUGUGAGGAAACACUUUCCUUCCCUACUUUGAGAGCUGCCAGUGGUGAGGUGGGGCAGAAUUACACAAACAUCAAGGUUGGAAGAGGUCUUCAAGAUCAUCUAAAUCCAGGUGACAACCUAGCACUACCAUAAUCACGCCUAAACAAUAUCCCCAAGUGCCACAUCCUGACACCUCUUAAACACUUCAGACACUGACCCCACCAACUCCCUGGA